Molecule: messenger RNA, 1521 nt
Organism: Penicillium argentinense
Lineage: Eukaryota; Fungi; Ascomycota; Eurotiomycetes; Eurotiales; Aspergillaceae
Product: alpha-L-arabinofuranosidase B
Exons: 1
Coding region: 1-1521 (506 amino acids)
Biological process (GO): pectin catabolic process; arabinan metabolic process; L-arabinose metabolic process
Molecular function (GO): alpha-L-arabinofuranosidase activity
Source: RefSeq, a predicted model, not a curated record
AUGUCUUCACGGCUCAACCUGAACCGUGCUGGGCUACUUGCCGUCGGCCUUGCUGCAACCAGCUCUCUUGUCGCCGCCGGACCCUGCGAUAUCUACUCCUCCGGCGGUACACCCUGCAUCGCCGCACACAGCACCACACGCGCCUUGUACAGUUCCUACUCUGGCGCACUCUACCAAGUGAAACGCGGUUCCGAUAACACGACGACAAACAUCUCGCCGCUCUCCGCUGGAGGUGUCGCCAACGCAGCUGCCCAAGACACCUUCUGUGCCCGCACCACCUGCCUCAUCACUAUCAUCUACGACCAGUCCGGCCGCGGCAAUCACCUCAAGCAGGCCCCACCCGGUGGCUUCAAUGGCCCUGAAUCGAAUGGCUACGACAACCUGGCCGGGGCAAUCGGUGCCCCAGUCACGUUGAACGGACAGAAGGCGUACGGUGUCUUUGUUUCGCCCGGCACUGGCUACAGCAAUAACGCGGCUAGCGGCACGGCUGUUAACGAUGAGCCGGAAGGCAUGUAUGCCGUUCUAGAUGGCACCCACUAUAACGGCGCCUGCUGCUUCGACUACGGCAAUGCCGAGGUCAGCAGUACCGAUACAGGCAAUGGCCACAUGGAGGCCAUCUACUUUGGUGACAACACCGUCUGGGGCAGUGGUGCUGGCAGCGGCCCUUGGGUCAUGGCUGAUCUGGAGAACGGCCUGUUCUCUGGACUCAGUGCUAGCAACAACGCUGGCGAUCCGUCGAUCUCCUACCGAUUCCUCACUGCGAUCGUGAAGGGCACGUCAAACUUGUGGGCCAUCCGGGGUGGGAACUCUGCGUCUGGCUCGCUAUCGACGUACUAUAGUGGUGCCCGCCCCAAUGUCUCUGGCUACAACCCGAUGAGCAAAGAAGGUGCCAUCAUUCUCGGAAUUGGCGGUGACAACAGCAACGGUGCCCAGGGCACUUUCUACGAGGGAGUGAUGACCUCCGGCUAUCCAUCUGAUGCCACCGAGAAUUCCGUGCAGGCCAACAUUGUCGCUGCCAAAUAUGCCACCACAUCGCUGACCAGUGGAUCGGCCCUCACUGUUGGAUCCUCGAUCUCGCUGCGGGCCACCACAUCCGGCUAUACGACCCGCUACCUCGCACACACAGGCACAACCGUCAAUACACAGGUCGUCACCUCAUCCAGCGCUACCACACUCAAGCAGCAGGCCAGCUGGACCGUCCGCACUGGUCUUGCCAAUAGCGGCUGCUACUCCUUCGAGUCGGUUGAUACGCCCGGUAGCUACCUGCGACACAACAACUUUGUCCUCCUGCUCAAUGCCAACGACAGCACCAAGCAAUUCAAUGAGGAUGCCACUUUCUGCCCGCAGUCUGGUCUUAAUGGCCAGGGUCUUUCCAUUCGAUCUUGGAACUAUCCCACUCGCUGGUUCCGUCACUAUACCAAUCUCCUUUACAUUGCGAGCAAUGGUGGCGUUCACACGUUUGAUGCUGCGACUUCGUUCAAUGAUGAUGUUAGCUGGAUUGUUAGCACUGGAUUUGCUUGA